Molecule: messenger RNA, 3098 nt
Organism: Gigantopelta aegis
Lineage: Eukaryota; Metazoa; Mollusca; Gastropoda; Neomphalida; Peltospiridae
Product: tumor necrosis factor receptor superfamily member 16-like
Exons: 5
Coding region: 184-1395 (403 amino acids)
Biological process (GO): Rho protein signal transduction
Cellular component (GO): cell surface; plasma membrane
Molecular function (GO): nerve growth factor binding; death receptor activity; coreceptor activity
Source: RefSeq, a predicted model, not a curated record
UCAGCGUGUGUUAUGCACGGUAGUACUUUUCAUGUUGUCUCGCUACUCUAACAUUCAGUGGCUGUGUUCUUAGAAUUAUUGUGUGUGUUACUUUCUCGGAGAAACGAACGGACGGUCGGUCGGACGGUCGGUCGGUCAUACUACUGAGAGAUCUAUUUCACGCCUGGUCGAGAGAAAUCAACAAUGUCCUGGGUGUUGAUUGUGUGUGUCGUCAUCGGGCUGGUCUGCGUCUACGAUGUGAAGAGCGCGUGUCAAACCCAUGAGUUCGAACUGGACAACAACGUCUGCUGUACUCAGUGCGAGCCGGGAUACGGAGCCGUACGCCAGUGUUCCUCCGCCGAGAACGACACCACAUGCGAGCCGUGCGUGAACAGCGAAACGUUCUCGCCGUCUCUGAGCCACCACGAGCCGUGUUUCACUUGCUCGCUGUGCGGGAGAGGCGCGCACGUGACGGGCGCGUGCAACGUGACGCACGACACCCAAUGCGAGUGUGAUUCGCUGUCGGAUUCUUACAUCACGCGCGAUUCGCUGGAUUGUAACCUCUGUGACCUUUGCCCCGCGGGCUGGGGCGCGUAUGAGGCGUGCACGCCCGAGAGAAACACGCGCUGCAGACAGUGCCUGAACGGAACCUUCUCGAACGUUCUGAGCGCCACGGACGGCUGUUUUGACUGUUCCGUCUGCUCGUCCGAACAAAAGAUGCUGCAGACGUGCACGGCCACGCAGGACACGAUCUGCAUCAAUCUCGAUCUAGCCAUAUACAAGCACAAAGGCAGAGACAGCACGCAACGCUACGCCAAGAAGACACCGGUGAGGAAACAGCCUGCCUCGGACGAUGACGACAUCGACAUCAUCCCGCUGUACUGCGCCAUCUUGGGCGCCGUGGUGAUUGGCCUCCUGGGAUACGUGGUGCUCGUGCACUACCGGCGGAUGAAGGAGAAGCGGCUGGUGCGCGAGCCCCACGAGGAUGUUGAGUACUCGAAGGCGUCUGGCGGAGACAGCGGGAUUUACGUCGAGGUGGAGCACCACUCGAAACUCUCACCCAUCGGAAUAAUCACAUGUUCCACGAAAAUUCGAGAUUUACCCCAGUCCACAAAGCGAGAUCUGGAGAAAUGUUUUCUACAAAGCAAGGAUCCGUCGGAGUGGAAACUAUUAGCUAAACAACUAGGUUAUAACAACAGACGAAUAGCUCAGCUAGAGGUACAGGCCCAGAGAGACAUAGGCGCCCCCAUGCGGCAGGUCAUCAAGGAAUGGGGUUCCGGGGACAAAGCCACAGUCGGCAUUUUAAUACAAGCUUUAAAAAACAUUGGACGGCAGGACAUUUUGAGGAAUUUACAUAUUACCAAUCCAAAUGAACUCCAACCUCUGAAUCCUCUUAUGCAGCAGCAUGUUUUGUAGCAGAACUAAUAUUAUUUAAUAACACACAAAGAAAAACCACAAAGAAAAAAACAUACUGUUAAGGUAACAGUUUUCCUAACUGAUGGACUGUUUUGUCGCAUUUUUUCUCGACGAAGUUUAUUGUGACGUGUUUCAGUCUGCGUUUGUGACGUCAACAUCCUAUUGCGAUGACGUGUUUGGAGUUUUUUUUUUUUUUAAUGUAUUACGGUGUACAGGAAAGUAAAGAUGGAAUGUAGUGGAAUACGUGACAUAUUAUCGCUCAUUAACGGUUUAUCUUUAACUGAAUCUGGUGAUCUUCGUUUGUAUUAAAUUGACUGGAGUGCUUUGUGGUGUUACGAAACUAAUGCUAAACUGGGGUUUUGCGCUCAAGGUUACGUGAAUAUGAUUGGACGCCUUAACGUUACGUGAAUAUGAUUGGACGCCUUAACGUUACGUGAAUAUGAUUGGACGCCUUAACGUUACGUGAAUAUGAUUGGACACCUGCUAAAACGAAUGAAAUGAACGCAGUUCAGUACUGAACAGAAUUCUACAAUACUGACUGGAGUUGUCCUUUACUGACAAGAGUUAUCCAUCACUGAAUUCAUCAAUACUGACUGGAGUUAUCCUUUACUGACAAGAGUUAUCCAUCACUGAAUUCAUCAAUACUGACUGGAGUUAUCCUUUACUGACAAGAGUUAUCCAUCACUGAAUUCAUCAAUACUCACUGGAGUUAUCCUUUACUGACAAGAGUUAUCCAUCACUGAACAUAGUCAUCCAUCAUGGAAUUAUGGAGGGUUAUAAAUGGCACCAAUUGUGGGUGAUGGAUGUCUGGAGUGUGCCAGGGACAGCGUGCUGCUUGGGCCUUAAUGGGAUAUAAAUUAUUUUUAAAAAUGUGAGGAUAGGAUAGGAUAACAUAUUAACGUGACUAUAUCCAAUUAAGGUUCAAGCACGUCUCUCCCGGGCACAAUCUCUGACUUCGCCAGUGACUGGGUCCGGGACGGAAGGGAAAAAUGUGAAAAGAUGCUCGUUACGAUAGUAAAAGUUGUUUCCCCUUGUUCAGUUGUUUUAAUUAUUUGCGUUUCUGUUAAAUACAUUUCCAGUCUGGUUAAUUUUCAAAGAUUGUAUCAGAUCGACAGUACAAAUACAAUACACAAACAAGUACAGAAGAAGGACAGUUGCAUGGUUUCAUCAAACUUGGCUUAAAGGAUUUAAAGAUUUGCACUGUGAUGUAUUGUAAUGUAGACUUCAAGGAAAAAGAUUGUUGCAGUAAAAGAUUGGACAAAUUCAUGGCGUCAUUAUGACGUUAUCUUAGCGUCAUCGCGAUGGCACUAUGCCCAAAAAUGUCUGACGUCAUCUGUUAUAAAAUGAUGGUGGACAUUCAACAGUCUAUACAGUGAGUGAUAUUAGGACGAAAUGACAUUGUCGUAAAUUACAGCGGAUGUUGUUUAUUGUUCUUGCAUCAUCAAUGGUCGAGUUCUGAAAUCUGUGACGUCACCAAGUUGGAGUUUCGCCAGACAACAGCAGGAAAAACUUUUGCUAGACUGCUUUAUAUGCCCUCACGUUAAACCAAAAGACCAUUACAAAUAGAAAAACCAGUGAAAUCGUUAGCGAAUGUUAGCAAUAAUCGCUAUCGCUGAACGAAGACCUGUUAUAACAUCGCAAAACUUUUUUUGCAGCAAGUAUUGUGUAACAAGUGUGAUAUAAGAAAACAACAUUGUCGUAAA